AUGCCCCCAAAAUCACAACCAAGCGAUGCCCCUGCACCGCAAAGCCGAACAUACCGCUCGACGCCAUCGGCCAAGCAGGUCCGUUUCCCCAUGAGUCGCAGCAAAGUCCGUGGGCAGACCAAGGCCGCCCAGAAGCGGGACAAGAACGCGUCGUUGAAGCAGCAGACGCUCACGCAAAUGGACUUUGUCUCGUCGUUUAGCGAAGAGGUGACGCUUUCGGAUAGCGACGAAGCGUCGGAUGAUGCAUUUUCCAGCCCAGAGAAGCCCGUCAUUCAUCAAAAAACCUCUUUGGAAGCUCAGUCAAAGGACAAGGAGGAGGAGGAGACGGUGGGAGACACGCCCGUCAUUCAAGACUCUUAUGCCUCUCCAGACGACAGCCUGUCGCCCUUGAAACUCCAGCCUAUCCAACUACGAAAUGUAGUGCCAUCGCCCAGCCGCGUGAGAGGCACACCACCGCUGGACACAGUCAAGGCUUCUCCACGCCGUCGCGCCCACUGGAGUAGCAAUCUAGGGGGUUCGAAAAGACUCAAGCCGUCUCAGGAAGACGACGUUCCAUCUCCGACACGAGUCCGGUUCUUGCCUGCCAAGGAUGUGGACGACCGGGAGAUUCCAGACUCUGAUGAGGAAUACGAAGAGCUGGAGUUGCUGGAAGAGGAUCAAGUAGUGCUCCAAGAGACGUUUGCGACGGGCCAAGAAACGCAGCUUGUCUUGGAGGAGCUUGCGUCGUUGGAAUCUCCAGAGCAACGAGAACAGGGGCCGAGCGCAGUACCCAGUCAAGUAUCGCCAUCUACAGCAACUUCAUCCGGAGCUUCUCUACACAACAAACCUGUUCCUCCAAUAGAGACGACUAAUCCUCUACCAACAACAAAAGCACCAUCACAAUCCCCCACCACCUCGCCAUCGCCAUCACCGAAUCCCACCUCCGAAUCCCACCGCCAAACCGAUCUCAGCCAAAGUCCACACGAUCAAAUCUUCGAAUCUCAACGCGUCCCCCUUCACAUCCUCCAGUCAUUCACCCCCGUAUCCGCACGCACAGACAUCCUCCUCCCCAUCCCUUCCAAAGUCCUCGCCUCUCUCAUCAACGGCUCCGAGCCACUCCUCCAUCUGCCCUAUCGACUUCCUCAGCUAGUUGCGCGGUUCUGGCUGCUGGACCAAGAAACCCUACGCUACAUGGCCUGCGUACAGCCCGGCGAGCCCAGCGGCCCCAACUGGGACUAUCACGUCGAUCAAGUAUACGAGCUCAACAACCCAGUGGAAGAGCGCGAUAUGCAAGAAGAGGGAUGGGUCACCGGCCAGGUCCGACGCUAUAUUUACCUGCCCCCAGCCAUAGUCGGCCAACUCCUCUGGAACCUCAGAUGCGCCACCUUUGACCGUACAGGCCAAGAAGAACAUGACGAUGGAAACAGCGCCGUCGAGGCUUUGGAUUCGCGCUCGCCCGAGUCCAGCAUGCCUUUACAUCCAGCGGCCCAUUCCGGAAGCCGCUCGACUACUCACGAUGCCGGCCAGCCGAGCAGUUUGCUGUUCCAAGACCACGGGAGCUCCUUGGCCACUCUCCCGGCAAAUGCCGUCUUUGAUUCCUCUCCGCUGUUGACAAAGAGCCAGAUGCUUUCCGACAGUCUACUUAGCGACGAUGUUUGA
Messenger RNA from Trichoderma aggressivum f. europaeum, 1638 nucleotides. RefSeq lists its product as uncharacterized. The transcript has a single exon. The coding region runs from base 1 to 1638 and encodes 545 amino acids. NCBI's taxonomy places the organism in Eukaryota, Fungi, Ascomycota, Sordariomycetes, Hypocreales, Hypocreaceae. The record is from RefSeq and is a predicted model, not a curated record.